UAGAAUACAAGCCCAAGAAGCACGUCAAAGACUAUACAGCUAAUUGAGCCCAAGACUUCUUAAUUCGCAAGACGUAUUUAUUUUAACAGCCUAUAUCUCUGAUUGCUAUUACCUAGGUGUUAGCUAUAAACUCCGUUAAGACCAUCCAACACGACAGGUUAUUCUGCAUACUGAACUUCCUCAACUUCGCUAGGAAUACGCUCAUUGGGCAAAACAAAUAGAAAGUUAAGAAUAUAAAUAAGAAGCGAAUUCGAGACGAGAGGCUACUGAUAAUAAUUCUAAAUAACUACCGUGAAUUGAUAUCAUAUCGACUUUUUGAAAAGACUGACCCACUCAAAAUUAACGUGAUAGACGAAUCCAACGCCAAAAUGACUACUACAACCCAUCCCGAAUUCAAUGAUCAUACAGAGGCAUUGGAUGUUGCGAAGGCCUUUGCUGUGGAGAUUCGUGGUAAAACGGUACUCGUGACGGGUGUAAAUGUUGCCGGUAUUGGAUUUACAACUGUGCAAGCUUUUGCUUCUCAAUCUCCAGCCCACAUAAUCCUCGCCAGCCGUACUCCAUCCAAGAUUCAAGAGUGCAUCGACAAGCUCAAGGCUGAAUUUCCUAAUGUAGACUACCGCUCUCUUAUUCUCGAUCUUUCUACACAGAGAACUGUUAGGGCCGCUGCCGGCGAACUUCUAUCAUGGUCUGAUAUACCUACUAUCGAUAUCAUCGUCAAUAGCGCCGCCAUCUCUAUUAUUCCCGAACGCACGAUCAACGAAGAUAGACUUGAGAUACAGUUUGCCACUAAUCACAUCGGACACUUUUUGUUCACUUGCUUGAUCAUGCCGAAACUUCUCAAGGCGGCAGAGCGCAGCCCAAAAGGGGCAACUCGGAUCAUCAACGUUUCUUCACUUUCUCCAGUAUCCGCCCGUAUGCGAUGGAGUGAUCUCAAUUUCGAAAAGAAGAGCAAAGAACUCCCCGAAGACGAACAGCCCCCUUACGAGAUGCACAAACGGUGGGGAGGGGUGGAUAUUGAAGACAAAGCAUACCUGCCGCUUGAAGGUUACAAUCAGGGCAAGGUUGCGAAUGUACUAUUCAGCAUAGCAUUGAACAAGAGGCUGUACGAGAAGUACGGAAUCUUGAGUAUAUCCCUGCACCCCGGAGUAAUAAGUACAGAGCUGGCCAGAGAAGCUACACAAAGCACGAGAGAUCUAAUCGACAGUUGGAAGAAAGGGGGGCAACUUUACUUCAAAACACGAGGAGCGGGAUCAGCAACAAGCCUUGUUGCUGCAUUGGAUCCGAAACUGAGCCUUCCUGAGACCAAGGGCGAUAAGGAAAACCACGGGGUUUACCUUAUAGAUUGCCAGAUUUCCGAUCGAGCGAACUCCUAUUCAACCUCAAGCGAGGGGGCUGAAAGGCUAUGGAAGCUAUCCGAAGACUUGGUCAAAGAAAAGUUCGCUUGGUGAGGGAGUAACAGGGGGUUUGCGCUGUUGGAUCUGCUGGUGAAGGUAUUGGUACCUUCUACUGUUGGACAUAGGAUGUGGGACGAAGAAAAACUCCUCUCUCUAAUAGCGCUCGGGAUGCCAUAGCUAUUACUCUUAUUCCCUAGAGAAUACACUCCCUUCAAGACGCAAACAUGUUUAUAAUUCGUAAAUAAGUUUACGUAAACGGGCCUGAUCGAUACAGC
Daldinia loculata is the source of this 1669-nucleotide messenger RNA. RefSeq names its product putative short-chain dehydrogenase. The record is from RefSeq and is a predicted model, not a curated record. The transcript has 2 exons. Bases 369 to 1448 code for a protein of 359 amino acids. NCBI's taxonomy places the organism in Eukaryota, Fungi, Ascomycota, Sordariomycetes, Xylariales, Hypoxylaceae.